AUGUUUGCGGCGCUGAUGGCGAUUCAAAAAAAUGGUGCUUCUUUUAUCGUCUCCCAUCCCUUAAACAAAUCCAAAGGUAUCUUCGCUACUCAUUAUUCCCUUCUUUCUUUACACCGUUCAUCAUUUUCAGAACCAGGUAACCAAAUCUUACCCCCCAAAACGAUUUUAGGUCGUUUUCAUUCGACUUCUUCCUCCAAUCGAGCUAAACAUCCUCGAUCUAUAUUCGAGCAAAUUACUAACCUUGAUGAUGCCCUCAAACUGUUCGAUGAAAUGACACAUAAACAACCUCUCCCUUCAGUUCUUAAAUUCAACAGGUUGUUGCAAGCUGUUACCAAAAUGAAACAAUAUUCUUGUUCGAUUGAACUUUUUAAACAAAUGAAUCUCAUUUGUGUUCCUGUGAAUGCCUACACUAUUAGCAUUGUGAUCAAGUGUUGUUGCCAAAUGCACCGCACAAGUGAAGGAUUUGCAGUCUUAGGCUAUGGCUUCAAACGCGAUAUAUUACCGAAUGUCUGCACCUUUAGCACACUCUUAAAUGGACUCGUUCUAGAAGAUAGAAUCCUCAAAGCUGAAAAGUUAUUCAAGAAGCUGAUCAAAGAAGGACUUUGUAAGCCUAAUGCAAUUAUGUACAACACUAUGAUUAAAGGGCUUUGCGGAUUUGGUAAUAAUGAAACGGCCAUUGCUUUGCUUAAAUUGAUGGAUGGAAGGGGUUGUAAACCUGAUGUGGUCACAUAUAACACCAUCAUUGAUAGUCUUUGCAAGGACAAAAUGGUCGAUGACGCUUUAAAGCUCUUCAAUGAAAUGGUCUUCCACAAAGGCAUCCUACCAGAUGUUGUGACUUACAAUUCUUUGAUUCAUGGCCUUUGUAACUUAUGUCGUUGGGAUGAUGUCUCUAAUUUGCUCAAAGAGAUGGAGGACCAAAGUAUCUCUCUAGAUGUUCGGACAUAUAGUAUAUUAGUUGAUGCACUUUGCAAGGAAGGGAAGGUGGAGGAUGCAAAUUGUAUUAUCAACUUAAUGAUUGAAAGAGGGAUUGAUCCUAAUGUAGUGACUUACAGUUCGCUUAUUGAUGGGUAUUGUUUGCGAGGUGAAAUGAGCAAAGCAAACGAAGUUUUUAAUUUGAUGGGGUCUCAAGGUCUGGUCCCUGAUAUUCUCACUUAUAAUAGUUUAUUGAAUGGGUAUUGUAAGAAAUUGUUGAUAGAAGAGGCCAUGCAUUUGUUUAAUGAAAUAACUAAAAAAGGUAUGAAACCCGAUGUGAUCGCUUACAGUACCAUGAUACAGGGAUUGUUUCGAGUUGGACGUGGUAAAGUUGCAUAUGAUCUGUUUCAUGAGAUGCGAACAAACAAACUGAUGCUAAAUGAAAGCACUUACACAAUAGUCUUGAAGGGUCUAUGCAACAACAAACAAGUGGACGAAGCACUCUCUUUGUUCCAUUUGAUGGGUGGCAACAAGCUAAAUUCCUAUAUAAAGGUGUACACUAUACUCAUUGAUGGUGCAAGUAGAACUGGGAAACUUGAUGUUGCAAGGGUUCUUUUUAAUGACCUAAAUGUUAAAGGUUUGCAACCUCAUGUUAGGACAUAUAAUGUGAUGAUUAAUGGUUUUUGCCGCGAAGGUCUUGUGGGGGAAGCAAAAGAGUUGUUUCUUAAGAUGGAAGAAAGAGGUUUCCUGCCAAAUAGCGUGACUUACAACGUUCUUCUCCAAGGAUUACUUAAAAACCAACAACAUGAUACCAUAGAGAUGCUUUUACUGGAAAUGGAAGGGAAAGGUUUCUCAGUUGAUGCUACAACUGUAUCGCUAUUACUUGAUCAUAUAAAAGCUAGAUCUUUAGAUGCUUCUUUGCUUAAGCUGAUUGGUAAGCUUGUGCCAAAAGAAGGAGUGGAUGCUCUUUGA
Lactuca virosa is the source of this 1884-nucleotide messenger RNA. NCBI's taxonomy places the organism in Eukaryota, Viridiplantae, Streptophyta, Magnoliopsida, Asterales, Asteraceae. The record is from the annotation of a GenBank genome assembly.